Sphaeroforma arctica JP610 is the source of this 2315-nucleotide messenger RNA. RefSeq lists its product as hypothetical. Gene Ontology annotation, cellular component: neuron projection. The transcript has a single exon. The record is from RefSeq and is a predicted model, not a curated record. Gene Ontology annotation, biological process: neuron development; heterophilic cell-cell adhesion; cell wall macromolecule catabolic process. Bases 312 to 2270 code for a protein of 652 amino acids. Gene Ontology annotation, molecular function: chitinase activity; protein heterodimerization activity; cell adhesion molecule binding. Lineage: Eukaryota; Ichthyosporea; Ichthyophonida.
CAUAUGUACUUUAAAUGUAUAAAUAGUUCGUUGUUUAUGACUGAAUUGAACACUCUCACAACAGUCAUAAUUAAUGUUGAACAAGAUGUUGAAACUCAUUGUUAUUGCUCUUAUCCAAACUACUUUGUGCCCAGAGAGAAUUGCAGGCCAAAGUUCAAGCGGUGGCACGGUUGAUAGCUGCGAAGCCGAUUGUGGUAGCUGCCAAGGGUGCCUAUGGGUGGCUCCGAACGCAUGCUAUUCUGAUUGGGAUAUGGCAACGUGUAAUCGGUACAUAUCAUCAGGAUAUAAGUUCUGUGACUCAACGGUUGAUAAUGCAUGUGAUAAUAUCGAUUGUGGUCUGCAUGGAAGUUGCAGCACCGGUUCAUGCACUUGCUCUGCAUGGAAGUUGCAGCACCGGUUCAUGCACUUGCAAGGAUGGCUACACCGGUACUCAGUGCGAUCUGGCCCCCGAUUUGUGCGCUAGUACUGACUGCGGUGCUCAUGGAGUAUGCAAUCUGGGUGUAUGCACAUGUUCUAAUAACUACAGUGGAUUAAACUGCGACAGUGCUCCCGAUCUCUGUGCCAGUUUAGAUUGUAGUGCACAUGGCAUUUGCAAUGUUGGAUCGUGCUCUUGCACCGAUGGGUACAUGGGUACUCAAUGCAGUGUGGCACCUGAUCUGUGUGCCAAUGUCUUCUGCGGGGCAUACGGAGACUGUGAUGCUGGUGUCUGCAAGUGCACUGUUAACUAUAGUGGUAUAAAUUGUGAUAUUGCGCCCGAUCUAUGUGCGAACGUAGAUUGUGGAACACAUGGCAUAUGUAAUACCGGUCUAUGCAUAUGCAAUGAUGAUUACACCGGGCCUCUGUGUGAUGUGGUCCCUGACCUGUGCGCUAACAUUGCCUGUGGUGAGCAUGGAACAUGCGAUGCUGGUGUAUGCAAAUGCACAGAUAACUAUGGUGGUGCCAGUUGUGAUGUUGCACCGAAUCUUUGUAUUGAUGUCGAUUGUGGUCAGAAUGGUAGUUGUGAUGCUGGUGCGUGCGAAUGCACAGCCGGAUACACUGGCACGCAAUGCGAAAUAGAUAGCGAUGGCAGCGACAAUGGAAGUACUGACAGCGCAUGUGGGACGUGCAGAGGAUGUCUGUGGGUAGCACAUAAUGCGUGCUAUGUAUCGACGGAGGCCGCAUGCAACGUUUACAAAGAUGAGGGCUACACAUACUGUGGGGAGACCGAUGGUAGUGUUGACGAUGAUGAUCAAGGCGGCGAUGGUGGUGAUCAAGGCGGCACCCCUGACGCGUGUGCCACGGUGGAGUGUGGAGUGAACGGCUCUUGCGAUGCUGGCGUCUGCGUCUGUGCACAAGGAUACUCAGGUACUUUCUGUAGCGAAAAUCAAGGUGGCACCCCUGACAUAUGUGCCACGGUGGACUGUGGAGCAAACGGCUCUUGCGAUGCUGGCGUCUGCGUCUGCGCACAGGGAUACUCAGGUACUUUUUGUAGCGUCGCCGAUGAUGACAACAAUGUACCAGGGUCUCUCAGGAACUUGUUGACACAGACACAAUUUGAUGAGAUGUUCAAUCUGAGACAAGCGUCAGGUUCCUGUCAGGACGGGAUUGACAAGCUAACAUACGAAAAUCUAUUGGCAGCCGUAGAUCAAUAUUACCCAGCCUUCGCCAAUGAAGGUAGCGACGAAGCAAAACUGAGAGAAAUCGCUGCGUUUCUGGGCCAAAUUUCUCAGGAGAUCACCGGCUGGUGGGCAGGUCAGCAAUAUGGCUGGGGCUUGUGUUUCAUUUCGGAAGUGGGCUGCGAGAAUGGCUGCUCACAAUACUCAGACUUCUCUAACACGCAAUACCCACCCACUGCUGGAAGAUCGUACCACGGUCGAGGUGCAAUUCAGAUCACAUGGAACUACAACUACGGUGCUCUGAGCGAAGUGUUGUUCAAUGGUGACAAGAACGUGUUACUGGACAACCCUGACUUACUCAUAAAGGAUGGUGUCUUGGCUUUCCGUGCGUCAUUGUGGUUCUGGAUGACCGCGCAAUAUCCCAAACAAUCAUCGCACGCCGUUAUGAUUGACGCUGCCGUGGAGUGUUCUAGUGCAGGUAGAUACAACGGCUUUGGACGGACUACGAACAUCAUCAACGGGGGCCUAGAAUGUCAGAUGCCCACGCCUCAGAAGGUGCAAAACCGAGUCAACUACUACUUGAGGUACGCUAGCAUACUUCAGGUUGAUACGGGGCAACACUUGUACUGUGAUCAAAUGAUUAACUAUAACAAUAUGGGCUAUUGCUCCAAUUAGGUCAUUAGUUAAUUCAACUAGUGCACACGAAAUAAAUAUCUAUCG